Molecule: messenger RNA, 3250 nt
Organism: Culicoides brevitarsis
Lineage: Eukaryota; Metazoa; Arthropoda; Insecta; Diptera; Ceratopogonidae
Exons: 5
Coding region: 367-3009 (880 amino acids)
Source: RefSeq, a predicted model, not a curated record
UCGCUCACGCUCGUUCGCGUUGUUCAUUGUUUUUUUGACGAAUCGGUUACAAUUUUCAAUUUUACGGAAAAAUUGAACAACGGACCUGUGCUGAAAGGAUUAAACCACUUUUGAAAAAAAUUGGAAAAUAAUUUUUAAAAAAAUAAAAUAAAAACGGAGUGAACUAAAAAAAGAAAUUAAUUAAAGGAAAUUUCUAGAAACAGGUUCAAAACAAAAAUUGCCUCAAAAUAAAAUAAAUCAGAUUCUUGCUCUCUAUGAUGGCCUUUCAUUUUACCAAUAAAAAAGCAUUUGUGAAAAAAUUAAAAUUUAAAUAAACUAAAAAAAAGUAUUUUUUAUAAAAAAAAAAAAGUUAAAAUUGUGACAAAAAUGAAGUGGACAAGUACAACGAACAUUCUAACGAAUGGCAGUUCAGGAAUUUCGAAUGGAUCUGCAAACAACACAAUCGAACGACGUCAAAGUAUAUUCUACACAAAAACAGAACAACAAACAGACGAGGCGUCAUCAGUGAUGAAUUCCCCUCCAAUAGUGAUAUUGGAUCAAAAAUUCAACGGAGUUAGCAGCAAAAAUGCAGGAAUUAACGAGAUAAAAGCUAAAGACGCGAAUCAAUUAACGACGAACAACACGAUAACCUUGAAUGGCACUCAUCUCCUUGAAUCAUCGACAGAUCCAACCGAGAUGAGUCCCGAAUCGAAAAUCAAGUCGCGACAAAGUUUCUUGCGGAAACGCGUUCAAAACAUCGGCGCACUCGACUACGAGCUCGAACGAAAAUGUCGCGAACAGCAACUUUCCAAAGUCCUUCGGGCACUCCUCUUUGUCGAGUCAAAGCUACGGAGCGAACAAAUGAUCAUCAGGAAGCAACUUUGCGAGAAGGACGAUGUGAUAAAUCGACAAAUGUGCACAAUACGAAAUCUAAAGCGGAAAUACGGCGAUACGGAAGAGAACGACGAAAAGGUUGGAGAUGCGGCGCAAUUUUGUCCCAAAUGUCGAAAAAACUACUAUUUGUACGAAACGAAGUCAGUUGGAGUUCAAGUAGCAACAGAUUCAUCGGAAAAUGAGGAGUUAAAUAAUGAAAACUCCUCCAUCCAAAGCGUCGAAUACAUGUCAUCGAGCGAAGAAGCCGAUUCCUUCAAUUCCUUCCUCGGUGCUCGUCGAAGUCGCAAAUACACAAGUAAACGUUCCUUCAAAGACUUUUUCGCGGGAAAAGCCAAUUCGACGCGCGACAUGAGCAGUUCCGAGCGCAGCUUUUAUUCGGAAGCGACAAACAAGCAAGACAGUGAUAAGGAGAACAAUCUUUCGGAAUCGAAUUACGGUUCAACGGGCACCGAAAGUGUUUAUAGCAACUUUAUCAAUAACAUGCAUGGCAUCAAGUCACCCGUUAUUAGUCCUGUGAAGUCAAUUUUGAAUGAGACUUUUAGUUCGAAUGCGAGCAGCAAAAGUAACGGCUUUGAUGAGACUGUAAUUUAUGGAAAUUCUGAGACAAAUGAUGCGAAAAAGAGUGAAAAUGAGGACUGUGAUGCUAGUCAGAAGUACACGAAAGACAUGGAAGUCAAACAAGGGGUUGAACUAUCGGAAGAUUGGUAUGCGAGUAAUAGCGAUAUGGAAGAAAACGGGACAGAAAAUGGAUUUAGCAAAGUUUAUGGGCAGUCCGCGGGUAAUCCUGUGCUUGAUUGUGUGAAUCAGAUCCUUCUUCAAGCCAACAACGAUGACUUAAAUGACAAGGAUGAUGCACCAAUAACUCCUUCUCGUACCCCAUCAACGCCUCGUUCAAAACGCGUACAUUUUUCCAACCAAAAUACCAUCCAUACAUCGCCGUCACAAAUUGCCUCACGUGCCCCUUAUCCCAUCAUGGAACAAGAUGAGCAACAAAAUCACUUUCAUUACGAUGUCCCAUUGAACUACACGAACGACUAUGAACAACUUGGGUCGCAACUCAGUAGUUCGAAUCAUUAUGUCGAUAUGGAAUCCAAAAUGAGUUCCGAGGAAGCUCUCGAAGCUUUGGAUAAAGAAAUGAUCAAACGCGGCAUCAAAACUCCUCCAGCUUUACCGCCAAAGCCUGCCAACUUGAUUCGUUUACAGAAACAACUUUGCGCGCGUUCUCCAAGAAUCGUUUUGCGAUCUCCGGCGAGUGUUAAAGGAAGUCCCUCGACCAUCGAUGGCUCCGAACCGGACUAUUGCUCAAUUUCUGACGUAAAAGAGACAAAAACCGUCCAAAUUGUUGCCGAAAUUCACAAAGAAGAUUGCAGCUUGAACGACUAUUCCUCCGUUCAGAAUGGAAAUCAACCGGAAAACACCGAAAAUGGCAACGAUGACGACAGCGAAGAACUGGAAGAGUCUUUUGAAGAUGUCCCCAAGUUGCCAAUGGUAACGGAAAUCAUCCCACCGAAGAAGAAAGACAUGAACAAGUUCAUUGGCUUGGAUAACUACAUCACGAAAUCGCCUUAUAAGUAUCAAGCGAUCCGCAGUAGUCUCACGAAUCGGCAGAAAAUUGCGCAAAUUCUCGCGGAAAUAACCAAAACAUCGCCGUCGAAUCGUACAGCGUCGCCAGCUACAACGCCAACGUACGACAGUCCCGUAAAUCAUCCCGCUGUGAGUCCCUUAUCGGAUCAAAACCCGGAUUCGCAAUCGAGCAACAACGAACACAAAUCCGCCUUUGAUUGGUACAUCAAAGAAACGGUGUCAAAACGUCCCAGUAUUAUUCAUGAGGAGCCUUCGAACCCCGAGGAACAGGAAAAUGACGAGAAUCAACAACAAAAUGACGCGGAAAAGGUCGAAAGACCCUCAGAUCCCAUCACGCAAGAUCCGAUUUUCUACAGCGGCGACGAAGCAGAGGAAUUUCGAAAGGGAAAAGCGAAACAAGCGUUGUUCAAAAACAUGAUCGCACUCGCGGAAACUCCCGCAAAGCUCAAAGGUGAUAAAAACUACCAAUUUUUCUUGGAGAAUUCGGGUCUCAGUUCGAAACCCAUUUUGCCGCGCAAGAAGAGAAUGUACUAUACGGGACCUUUUGUGUGAAAAUUUUUAUCUUGCCACGCAUUUGCAACGAAUUUAAGUUUUAAUCAGUCAUUUUCUCUGCUUUUAUUGCUCAUUUAAUGCUUUUAUCCCCCCUUUGAUGUUAAUUAAAAUUUUCCUGCUUUCUUAAAUAAUUAAACAAAAAAUAUUUUAAUUACUAUCAAAAAGUAUUGCUAUUAAAAUUAAGCCCAGAAAUAUUUAUUGUAACAAAAAGGACAUCAAAAAUUAAUGAAUUGAGUGAAAA